Molecule: messenger RNA, 4499 nt
Organism: Poecilia latipinna (sailfin molly)
Lineage: Eukaryota; Metazoa; Chordata; Actinopteri; Cyprinodontiformes; Poeciliidae
Gene: cunh11orf24
Product: chromosome unknown C11orf24 homolog
Source: RefSeq, a predicted model, not a curated record
UUAUUAUUCAAACAGCAGAGAGCAGUAGAAUGCAGCAGCUAACUGAGCAUCACCGGAACAAAAGUAAGGAAGAAGAAACCAGUGCGCUCUGUCCAUCGCUAGACAUUCCUGCAGUAUUUGGUUCCCAUAAAGCAAGAGUGACGGAAUUUGACGGGACACCAGGUGUUUCCUGCUCCCUGUUGUUAGCUGAAGCUUAUGGGAGGUUUUGUCCUCUGGAAACCAACUUCAUGCCCUCGCUGCCCACCAUGAACCUUUGUUCCUUGAUGCUCCAGCUGAGGCCAUCAGUGGGUAUUCACCUCCUCUGCAUCCUGCUGCUCCUCUCCAGCAUCUACCUCACAGCGCUAGCUGUGUCUGAGUCAGGUAAUGAAAUGACGAGCAAGAAUGGAAUAGCUAAAGGCUCCUCAGACUCCACUGUUGCAGUAGAUACUGAGGAAAAGAGCAAUAGAACUAAUACAUUGACUAAAAUCCUCUUCAAUGAAACUGAAACAUCUGUAGGCCAAUCUCAGCAGUUGUCAUCCACCUCUUCACCCACGACUGCUGUACGUACCCAGUCUGCAGGUAAUGGUUCAGCUGAGAACCUCCUUUCAUCACCUAUUGCAGAACCUGUUGGGACUUCUCAAACUGUUUUACAAUCAACUAAAACAACUUCUGAAGCCCCAGCAACAACUCUGUCCAACAAAACACCAGCAAAAAAAACACCACCAUUGUCCACCAAACCACCGUCUGCAACUCAAACUUCAACACUACCACCCACCAAACCAUCGUCUACAACUCCUACUUUAACAUUUCUGCCCACCAAGACACCUACAACAUCAAAAACAGUUGAAAACUCUCCAAAUAUGACUGCUACGAUCACCGUUUGGCCCACAGGCAAGAAAAGUUCAUCAUCAUCAUCUGUGGUACCCACACAGAAGUCAAUUGCCAGGAAAUCAACUCUUUCACCCACAUCUUUCAGCACAGAAGCCACAGCCAUGCCUCCUAGCAGAACCACUACUUCUGGCGGCCGCAGUAAGUCCGCUGCUUCUGCAACAAGGGUUCCGGUGGUGGAAGUGGCUGGAGCAGCUCUGACCCAGCAGCUGGUGGACACAGCUUCUUUACUAGCUGUCCUGCUGUUUGGCCUGCUCUUCUUCCUGGUCACGGUGGCGGUGUUUGUCACGCAGGCGUAUGAGAGCUACAGGAGGAAGGACUACACCCAAGUCGACUACCUGAUCAAUGGCAUGUACAGUGACUCUGGAGUGUGAUGCAGGAAGACACGUGGCUCUGGACCUUGGUCUUGCACAGUAUGACCACAGUGGCUGCUGUUUUUUGAAGAAGUUGGAAUAAAGUAGCAAAUGGAGCUGAUGGAAAACAACCUGGAUUAUUUUAUUCUUUUCUUAAUGUUUUCUUUUGGCUUGUGUAGCAUUUCGUUUCUAACACUCGAUCCUGAACUUUGAGGAUGAAGAGCAGUCUUAAUGAGUUUGUGUAGAUCAGCUGUCAGUGCUGAAAGCAUACAAUAUUCAUCCUUUCCACAUCACAUUUCUGUUGAUCAGUAUGAUCAAUAUGACCAUAAUAUCUCUAAUACCUUUUCAGACUUAACUGAAAUAUGUGGAGAAAAAAACUCUCUUUACAACAUGGCAGCCAAUUGUUAAAUGCAGUUGAAUGAAUUUUUUAACAUUUCAUAAACCAUAAUUUCUUUUCAAACUGAAACUUGACUUGAAUGUCUAUAUAAAUAUAACAUCUGAAAUACCCCUGCUUUAAUACUGAUAUCAGUUUCGCUUUAAAAACAUCUAAAUCUAGUAGUAUUUAUUUUAUAGGAUUCUGUUGAGAGGUUAUAGUAAUAUCCUAUCUUCAGUAGAUAACUUGGUGUCCUUUUAGUACAGAUAUCAGUUUUUUCCUAGAGGUUGAAGCUAACAGAUAAUCUAAAACCAAAGCAGAUUCCUACACUAUCAAACAUUUCCAUUUUAAAGACAUUUAGACCAAUUUAUUAGAUUUAUUUUUUUAUGAACCGUCAUACAACUUUCACUUUUUUAUUAAAUGAUUUUAAUUUUUAAUGGAAGUAUGUGGUCAGUAGUAAUGAAGACUGAUAUUUAUAACAUUAGUCUGUAUCAUCUUAUUGUCAUUAUAUAAUAUUUACCUGAAUUUUUAAAGAGUUUUGAUUCCUCAGUUGUAUUAAAGUGGCUCAGGCUGGAUAUACUAACAUGUUCCAUUUUGUUGUAUUUGAUGUGGCACAACCACAAAGAGCUCUGGACAUUUUUCCCCUUUGGCAUUUUGUACAAUUUCAACUUUGGUUGUUUUCAAUCGGACUAUUUUUGUUAGGAAAAUAACUUUAAUUACUAAUUACAAAUGACAAUUUUUACUCUAACAGUAGAUUAUUUGCUAUAAUCUACUGUUAGAAAACUUGCUCUCCAGUUAGUAUCAUGUAUUGACAGAAGGUCAGCUAAAGGGAGCCACAUUUGGAACGCCAUGAUAAAUUUUUCAUGCAUGCAGCUUCCAGCUGGCUACGGGGCGAACUGAGCCAGAGCUUCUCACCACCAUAACUGAUCAUGUUAAGCAGAAGAUCAAAUAUUUGCUCUGUAAAGGUCUGGAGGUGUUUGAGUGCAGGACAGUUUUAAUAACUCAUAACCUCUCAACAGAAUAACUCUUCAGAAAGUUUCAGUGUAAAUCAGGAUAUCUCCUCAGAACAAGUUGAUGCAUCAAGACGAUUGCUAUGCCAUGAACUGUGAACAAAUCACAUUAUACUACAGAUGUUUUAUGCAUUGUUUCACAUAGUUUUGCACACAUUAUAUUCUGAUAGAAAGGGAAGCAGGGCUGGUACUACAUUGAAAGCUCCUGUUCAUGUAUUCUACAUGAUGAAGCUCAGUGUCCAUACCACGACUCUGACAAAUCCUUCCCUCUAUACCCCUUACAUUUUCAGUUUGGUUUUCUACACUUUUUUCAAACAUAUUAAUUUAGUCAUUUCUUAUUGUGUGCAUGUUGCCUGUAGCAGAGGUGGCUUGUUGAUCUGAAUAACUGCACUGAAAGAGGUUCAGCAUCACUGAUUGAAACAAACAGCUUCAGUUCCAGUCUGCUGACCCACUGGCUCUGGGUUUCAGCAGGGCGCUCACUGGGAAGAAUGUAACUGUUAUCAAAGGACACAGUUUUGUUUUAAAUUUAGAUCUGCAUGAAAUGACUGAAUGUGUGAGAACCAUCUGUUUGGUUUGAGGCCCAGAGUAUGUCCCAGGUAGAAACCUGGAGCUGUCUCUGCAGUAAAGGUGGAUGUUUGGACCUGGCAGCUGACGUUUGGGGGAGCAGAAGACCAGUGGAGGUGUUAAAGUCACUCCUACAACCUUCUCUCAGCCAGCAGAUCACAGUUUUGUCUGUUGGCCUCAAGUAAUCUUUACAUUUCAGCUUGUCUUAAAGCCUCCUUAAGUCUUACUUGACCUGUUAGAUGGCUAUAUAUCUCAUGCUGGUUUAAUUGUCUAUGAAAGCACAGGAGUUUUUUUGAAACAAAGCUCCAAAAUUUUUGUUAAAUUUCAUGAAAUUCCAUUGAGCUUGAUAGAAGUAGACCAUGCUUUCCUUCACAACUGUGUUUAUUUUGAGUUUGACUUCAGUGGAAGCUUUUGAAUGCAUUUAAUCUUCAUUCUUCCAUACGAUACGUGUUAAUGACCUCAGUCUGUUCCUUACAACGGUUCAGAUGUAUGUGGUCUUGGAGGUACCUAAUUGUAAUUAGUGUGUGUUUAUAAGUCCAUGAUUGUAAAGAUUUUGAAAGGACUUUAUCAUUUUUGGAAAUUGUUGUUUUUUUGUUCCUUUUAUUUUUUCUUUAACUGGGUGUGUUUCCAAUAAUGUUGUCUUUUUUUAAUACAUCUACUAGUUUUCUGAAGAUAUUGUUUUUUUUUUUUAUCAAGAAUUCACAAUGCAACACUUUUGUAUCUUCUUUUUCUGGUGCCAAAUUCUUUUUGAUAUAUAUUUUUUUUCAUGAUCAAUAAAGGCAGUAUGUAUGAUUUAGAGUGAUUUUUAGAAACUUUUGCCAAAUUAAAGCACAUUGUUUUCUGACAAAGCCAAGGGAAAUUUAAAGCCAUAGUGAGUUUGUGACUAAUGUAACAUUUGAGCGGUUCUCACAACCCACACCCUGAAAUAUUAUUGGUGUGACAGAAUAUUUUUGUUGUGCAUGUGAGAUGCCUUGGCGUUGAAUAAUUUAGAUUUUUUUUUUUUUUUUGCACAAAAAACUGUUUUCUCUGUACAUUGUUCAUGGAAGCAGAGAACCUCCAUUAGCCAUAUCUAAGACUGUUUUGUCUGUCGUGCCAGUCUGUGUUGAAGGUUUCAGAUCAGUGUCCGUCAUGUCAGUAGGAUUGUAAUAAAGUGAUGUUUAUGUUUCUGAUGUCAGUUGGAAUCUGGUGUGUGUUGGAUUUAUCUAUGUUUGCAAAAACUGAUGUCGAGAAAUGAGGAAUGAUGUCACCUGCUACGUGCCAAGCAAAUAUUGUACUGAUGCACUUUUCAGAUAUAUUUUUACUUUGUAGAAAAUGAAUAAUAAAGAACUUAAG